Thecamonas trahens ATCC 50062 is the source of this 891-nucleotide messenger RNA. RefSeq lists its product as uncharacterized. Bases 1 to 891 code for a protein of 296 amino acids. The transcript has 2 exons. Lineage: Eukaryota; Apusomonadida; Apusomonadidae. Gene Ontology annotation, molecular function: protein binding. The record is from RefSeq and is a predicted model, not a curated record.
AUGGGGGGGUUCCCGUGCGAGACCGAGGGCUGCGUGGCGCACCUUGUGCGGCGCGAGAAUGGCGAGGGCAAAGGCAGCGACAACGAUCAGGCCGUGCAGCUGGUGCACGUGACCAAGGCUGAGACGGUGCUGGGGCGGCUCAAGUCGGCAGACGUGGUGGUGCGGACGGCGGAGCGGAACCUGAUGUCGCGGCGGCACGCGCGGCUUGUGGCCGAGCGCGGAGCGAGCGGGGAGGAUCCGCUUGUGGUGUGGCGGAUCGAGGACACCAACUCGAUGAAUGGCAUUGCAGUGAACGGGGUGCGAACUCCAGGCGAGCGGCUGUCGUCGGGCGAUUGGAUUGCCUUUGGCCGCUACCUCGAUGUCGAGGCCGGUGUCAAACUCAAGGAGGCCUGCCAUCUCAUCACCUUUACUUUCUACCAUCGCCCGCUCGAGCUUCCGGGUGACGGCUGGCUGCUAGAGCGACUCGGCCUCUCGACCUCUCCGCCGCCGCUGCUCUUGGACGAGGGUGCGGUGGCGUCCCAGGACUCGGGCGUGCUGUUUGUUCCAGAGGACGGCGGUGCGGUGGUGCCAGCUGCAGUGCUGCCGGUGCGGGAGGAGUCUGCGUCACCGGUGCUGCUCGGCGACGACCGGCCGAGCUUGGACGGGCUGGUGAUGUCUGGGUGGAAACUAUCGGCGACGCCGGGCGACACGCACUCUGCCACGCCUGCCACGGCACUGACGGCCAGUAUGGCGUCGUCUGGCGGCCGGGCGGCGUCACCGUCGCUGCGGCGGCUUGUGGAUCGAGAAGAGGCAGCGCUGGAGGUCUCAAGCGCAAGUGAGAAGACCGAGAUGCGAAGCAAGGCGCGAACCAACAUGCGGAAGCAGGCACUCGCGUUUCUCAAAGGUCUGUGA